ACAUCAUUAUUAGAGAAGGAUAGGAAUAAUGAUGUGCUGUGGACCUGGUCAUAUCCAUCAAUAUCACCAGAGCAAAGAGAGUUUCUUGUUUCAAAAUCCAAUCUUGGUAGUGACAGUUCUUUGCCCGUCAAUUUUGUAUAUGGACAAUGGAAGCAGAAAUGGUAUUACAUUCAACUCAUGGAUGUAACCACAGAUGAUACAUCAUUGCCACAGGUAGCUCAUUCUGAUUAUUAUUUAUGAAUUUAUAAUUUUUAAAAAUUAAAAUGAAAGUUACAAAUUUAGAUUUGCUAGAACUAGUAAUCAACAUCGCAAAAAGUUUUCUUGCAUUUUGGUGCAACUCUGCUUAAAAAUUUUGUAUACCUGGAUUUUACCCAUCUCUUAUAUAUUUUGCUUCUGAUUAUGUAUAUUGCAGGUUGUUCAGUUUACUGUAGUGCUUCUAUGUAGAGAUUUUAACCCUGAGAAAUACUCAGCACUAUGUCAAAUAUUUGGGCGGCAAUAUAAAAAGACGGGAAGUGCAGCAACUAUGCUAGAGGGCUAUUUAUCAGUAAUUACUAAAGGCACAUGCAACAGUGAUGAAAAUGGAAAAUUCUCAGUCAAUGAUUUCAGCAAGCAACAGGCUUAUGGAAAGUGUUGUAUUAAAGGUAUGUACAUCAUAGGGUCCUCUGAUUGCCUCAUUAUACAUACUUUUUUGCUGCAAAUAAAGUUGCCUGUUUUUUAAGAUAUUCUGACUAUCUACGCCCAGAAGGAAAUAUGUCUGUAGCAUCACACAAGAAACAUGUGAGAAGAGGUGCACAAUCUAUAAUAAUAAUUCCAGGUGGCGCUCCUUAUAUCCACCAAUUUUAAUUUAUAUUUUUUCUUUUGUGUGCAUUUAGUGCAUACGCACGGGGAAGAAGCUAAUGAGAUCUCAUCAUUGUGCUCAAUGAAAGCGGGCAGACAAGAUAGAUAUUGAUUGAUUAAUAGAUAGAUUGAUUGAUAUUGUUAUAGUGGACUAGACAGUCCUGAUAGCCAACUAGUUAAAGAGCGCGCAUGGGCAGAGAGACUGUAGUCGGAGUUUGUGUGAAUGAACAGUGUGUUCCGGAAGCAAUCAGAAAGUCAACAUUAUUGAGAACUUGUAUUUAUGUAUAUUUAUGAUAAUGUUUAUCGUUGGAAAUAAAAACAUAGAAAACAUAACAGAUAUAUAGAUUGGUUGAUAGAUAUAGAUAGUUUUUAUUAAUGAAAAAAAAAAUGUCCAAAAAACCUAUCUGGCUCUAAUGUAUAGAAAUGUUAUUUUAUGAGGUUAUGUCCAAGAUAAUAUAUGAGAUGUGACGAGCUGUUUUUCCCAAGUUCCUUUCUUUUUAUAUUAACUAUAGUCAACUUGGUCUAUUUCACUAAAACAUUUUUUGUGUAAAUUAAAUUGUUCAAGGAAUAUGUUUUUUCCCAUUCUUUAUUUUUCUAGAUUUAAUUCAAACAUUUGGGCUAGAAACCAUCCUAAUCUACACAGCAGUGCUGCUUAAGAAAAGGAUUGCUGUGUAUUUCCCACCACACUCACUAGGGAAUCUACUUGAAUAUACAAGGUAAUUAGCUACACUAUUUACUUGAUUUUGUCUUAAAAUAACAGGUGGAGGGUUGUUUGCUUAUUUUCAGAGGUAAAACUUUAAGAUUCCCAUGACAUCUGUAUGUUAAUUAAUUUAUACCAUCAGCACUAAAUCAAAACAACUGACUUUUAAAGCUAUAAAACAUGCACAGAAGCGUAAAGCUUAUGGAUAUAAAAUGUCUGACCUGGCAACCCUUUGCGUGUGUGUUGAGAAGUCAAGUUUAAAAAAAUUUUAUGCUACACAUAAAAUGUUCAAUUUAAAGCAGUUAGUUAAUGAAUUUUAUGAAGCCAAUGAUAAUAAAAUACUUUCAAUUGGGGUGUCUUUAAAAUCAAUUGACAAAUGAUUCCUCGUGGCUAAGUUGUGACUACUCAGUUUUAUAUUUAUGAUUCACAUUAGCCAGGGCCUUAAAAUUACUAUUUGUGUUAAACACAGAGCCAUUCCAGCAUUUGCCUGGCACAGGCAGAACUGGAAUAUUGUUCAUCCAAAUGUACAGCUUACAGAAGGAGAAACAGAACACCUCAAGUCCAAUUCACAUUAUGUAGCAGGUUUUACUGAAGCUGCUGUGGAAGGCAGGUAUGUUGAACAUCUUAUGUAAUAUAGAUGUUUUAAAAUAAAGCAGUUAGUUCUAUGGAUCAGCAAAUCUAAAUGUGACACCAGUAAAGAGAAAUAAAUAGAAUUUUCCAUUUUAUUUUUCAUUUAUUUCUCAUGUUAUAUGUAACAUUAAACAUAUAAAAUAGUUAUAAAAUAGUUAAGAAUAGAAAAGUCUUUUAAGAAACUUUUGAAAUUUUGAAACUUUAUACUGUACACAUUCUAAAUACACAUUUAUUUAUUUUUAAAUGUUCUUCACAAAUUUGAGAUCUAGUACUGUGGGCUUUAAGAUUUUGGAAAAAAACACACACCCAAAAACCCUCUUUUUAAACACUAUAUUGUUAUUUCCAAAGCUAACAUUAUUUAGUGAAUAUUUCUCUAAGCAUAAGCAAUCUAUUCUGUUUUUUUUUACUCAAAACUUUUCAGGACAGACCUCUAUGAUAUCUUUGUCAAUGCUCCUAAUAGUCAAAUUUUUAUAGCUGCACAUGCCAAAGGUAAGUUUAUGCCAAAGUAAAAGCUUUUUGCCUAAGAGGUCACAUUUCCAUUUAAAUAAAUUUUAAGAGAUAAGAUUUGAAUAGCUUUUCCAUUGAAUAAAACAGUUCACAUAUAAAAAAUUGCAAAAUGUAAACCCUAUACAUAAAACUCAAUAUUUGAUGGUCUGAGUUUAAAAAAAAUUGACAUUAAAAAAACUACCAUUCAAUUAUUUGUACAGAAAAGAUUGUUCCAUAUUAAUUGAUAGAAGAGUCAGUAAAUGAAUCCAUUUAUUUUUAAUCAAUGGAAUCCAUGAUAUUUUUCAUCAGAGUCCCUUGCAAUGGGUAAAUUGCACAAAGAAAUAGCAUUAUUGAUGGUAGAAAAAGCUGAAUCAGAAACAUCAGACCUUGACAUUAUCAAGGUAAGGUUGAUAAGUUAUACACAAACACAUGAUUUAUAUAUAGAGUGAUACAAAAAUAUAUCCAGUUUAUUCUGUUUAAAUAGGCCACAACUUAUACAGGGCAGAGGUUUAUAUACACCAGGUAAAAAAAAAUUAUUAUAAAUGAAAUGAGCAGAAAAGACUUUGUUUGAUUGUGACAGAACAAGACUUAAUCUGAAAUGUUGGAUUGUGACAGAACGAGACUUAAACUGAAAUGUUGGAUUGUGACAGAACAAGACUUAAAAACUGAAAAUAUUGUAUCUAAGCUGUAUAUUCACUUCUUAAAAGCACAUUUAAAUCAUUGGAGCAGCAAAUUAUUUGGAACAAAAAUGUCUUGUCCUGUUUACAAUUAAAUUGAAUUCACUUUGUUUAUGUACUUAAAAUAAUUGAACUAACAUUCUUUUUAUUCAAAUACAUUGCAAUUUUAAAGAAAAAUCCCUGCCCCAUUUACCUGGGUGAAGCAGACGUAAGCAGAAGUCCAUACACACCCCAUUUAUUUUUACUUAGUAGCAGAUCGAAAAGAAAUUGUUACAUAAACUGCUUAAGAGGAGAUCAUAUUUUUUUUACCAUUGGCUUUUAUUUUUUUCAGGCAAUAGAAACUAAGACCAAAGAUUUAUUGAACAACCUGAAGUCACUGGCCACAAAAGGUGCUGAUGGUAAACUUUCCUUCACCUUGGAAACGCUGAAAGAAAGAAAGUUGCCCCCGGCUACUGAGAAUUUCCUGUUCAGCUUAGCAGCCUCAGAGGGUCUUGUCCAGCUAUAAAUCUUGUUUAAGUAAAUGUAACUGUUCCUGACCAUGAGUGAGUAGAGCUCAUGAUAAACACCAAAAGUAAAGCUUUAUCUAUGCCAUGAUGAUUAUCAAAGUGAAUAACUACAUUAUGUCAUCAGUAUUGAAUAUUAAUGGAUUACAAAAAUAUAAUUACUCAAAAAUGACAUUUAAUUUUUAUAAAACUUGGCUACAAAAUAUAAAUAAGGAAAGAGCGAAAUAAAGUAUGGGAAAACCUGAAUAAAAAGGAUUCAACAAACUAACAUUGUUUUGCUCAUUUCCUUUUUUCUAACCUGAUUGCAGUCUCUCCCCCUUAUUACAAAAAUACAUUGCCCCUCACAAAAUAGUGAGUUAUAUUUAAAAAGAUAAAUUCUUCUUAUCUGAAUUUAUUAUUAAUUUUAAAUAUCUGGGUUUUCUUUACAUUUGUUGAAUUUCAAGCAUCAUACUUGACAUUGUAUCAUAACUUCUACUUCAUCUAUUUUUCCUUUCUAGAAAAUAAACUUAGUCACAACGUAGGCAUGUUGGUGUUAUUUUCAAAAUGUGUGACUGAACUGACCUAACUAUUUUUAUUAGCUAUAGUUUUCAGUUCUACAAAAUGAACAAUGCUCUUAUCAUAUUGAAUCCAUGUUCUCAUCCUAUUUGAUUAUAAACAAAUGCCUUUUUGAAGUAUAUUGUAAUGAAAACAUGCAAGCUUAUUAUCAUCAUAAAGUCCAAUGGUUAAAAACUAUGUUUCUUUUAAUUAAUUUUGUAAAUAAUUUGAUAAUUUCAGAUUUUUUGUCAAUACUGGUUUAUGAUCAUUAUUUGAUACAGGGAGUUAAUUCAGCACAUGAUGUUUUUCGUUUUGAAAUCAAAAAUAUAAAUUAAUUCUUUUUAAUUUCAUUACAACUGGUUUUCUUAAGUUUUUGGAUUUUGUGUGUGACUAGUGUGACUUUAGAAUUAGGAGUCUUGUGAACUG
This is a messenger RNA of Lymnaea stagnalis (great pond snail), 4793 nucleotides long. Lineage: Eukaryota; Metazoa; Mollusca; Gastropoda; Lymnaeidae. The record is from the annotation of a GenBank genome assembly.